Messenger RNA from Effrenium voratum, 2504 nucleotides. NCBI's taxonomy places the organism in Eukaryota, Dinophyceae, Suessiales, Symbiodiniaceae. The record is from the annotation of a GenBank genome assembly.
GUCUGGAUACCCAAAAGCGACGAGUCUGGUCGCCCUUUGGCGAAUCCACCCCUCCGGCCCGCGAAACGCGACUCGGGGCGCGGCGCCAUGGCUGCGCUGGCACAGGCCUUGGCGCUCAGCUCGGAUCAGGACUCCUGCCGGCGCUUCUGCGCGGAAGCGCUGGCCUCCGCGAGGCACUGGGGUCCAGCAGAGCACCGCCUGCUCUUCGAGCGGCUACCGCAGUUGAUGCACCGGCUCCACACCUGGUUCGGGCUCUCCAACGGGGGCUUGGAGGAGGCGGUGCUGCGGGCCUUCCACCCGCUGGGGCCCUUGGAGCCGCACCUCGCGGCCAUGGAGCAGGCGGCCUUUGUGUUUCCUUUGCGUCGACUGCCGCCUCGGACGCUGAAGACGGUGCUUAGCAUGGCCCAGAAGGAUGGCUUCAGGAGGGACUGGCGGCAGAAGGGCUUCGCGGUCGAGGAGGACCUGAACAACUCCCUGGUGGCGCUCCUGGGCCCCGAGCGCCUGGCGAAAGCCAGCGGAGACCUGGAGGGCUUGGCCUUGACCGCCCGGGAGUUCAUGCUGUGCACCUUGGUGUACUAUGUGGUGGCCGAGCCGCCUUUACCGCCCAAGACAGGCACCUCCGGCAGCACCGGCAUGGCGAUGGGCGCUUCAACCUCCGCCGCCUGGAGCGGCGCCUCUUCCGGCGCUUCUUCGGCGCUCGGCGGCGGCGCUUCCGGCGGCGCAAGCGGCGCAAGGGCGAGGCCUGGGACGUUGAGCGCCACCUUCGAGCGCCUUCUGCUGGCGCAUCUGCACGCGUAUCUGCCCCACCGGCAAUACGAGGUGGCUCGAGCACAGGAGUCGCACUGCUCCCUCUUCUUCACCCGCCUGGUGCACGAGUUCCUGAUCGUACAGCGGCCCUUCUCUUCUGCUGCCUCGGUGUUGAAGUGCCUGCCAGACGCGCGCCUGCAGGCGCCGGUGUUGCACAGUGCCAGGCUAGUGUUGCUGCACGUGCUGGCCAACCCCUGCCUGCGCCAGGGCUGCGAGGAGACGGCGGAGCGGCUGAUGUUCGCUGGUCCGGGCAAAGGCGGCGCGGGCCGGGCGCGGGUCACGCGGGAGCUGGCGCUGCUGGGGCCCGGCGUGGUGCUGAUGCUGCGGGAGCUGCUGCAGAAGCUGCAGGGCCAAAAGGAGGUGGGGCUGGAGGCAGUGACCUCUCUCACGCGGCUCUGGCUGAUCCUGCUGCAGCCUUGGAAGGCCCGGCGGUUGCACGAGUGGUACCAGUCCCUGCGCCCGCCGGAGCCUCGCUUGGAGCCUCCGAAGCCGAGCGCGGCCUCGGGGAACCGCCCGGUGGACGUGGCGCUUCUGGGCCUAGAGCCGGAGAUUGGGGAGGUGACGCCACUGGUGCCCAAAGAGUAUGUGGAGGAGGCGGCAGCCUCCUCGCUGGGCGCCACCACGCGCCUCGCGGCCGCGGCGGGGCUCACCUCGGCGAAUCUCACGGCGGCCACGGCGGCCGCGCAGCUGGCGCAGCUGGUGCCGGGGGACGGGGACGCGCUCUCCUGGAGGAACUACAUCGGUGGCUUCCAGGGCGCCUACUUCCUGCUGGAGGCCUUCCUUUGCCUGCCGCUGCAUGCGGAGCUCUGCCUGGAGCUCUGCCGCCUGGGUGCUGGCUGGGACCGCACCAGCCUCUUCACCCUCGGGGCUUCGGCGGCCUUCGGGCGGCCGGCGCUGAACGCGUGGAGCGGGCCGGGGCCCUCCGGGAGCCAACUGCUGCGGCAGCGGAACGCCGUACAGGCCCUCAAGGCCCUGGGGCAGGCGCUCCUUUGCUUCAGCGACCACUUGCUGCUCCAGGUGCUGCAGGGCCAGGCAAUAGAGCCCGGCGUCUUCUUGCAGGACCGGGUGGCGUUGGAGCUCCCGAUGCUCCCGCUCUUCGACCAUGGCCAGCUCAGGCCCCAGCUGGCCACGGCCAUUGCGGUGGUCUGGGCGGCGCUGCUCUCCUCCGCCUCCGUGGUGGAGCUGCAGCCGCUGCUGGCGGCGAUCUCGCGGCAGCUGCAGCACGCCCCGCAGUUCGAGGGUUUGCCGGCGCUGGAGGACACCGCGCACCACAAGCCAUUUGCAGAGCGAGUGCUUCAGGAGUUGGGCCAGGUGUCGCCCGCCGCGCCGGCGCCGCCCGCAGCCUCGGCUUCUGUCGGCGCCGGGCCGCCGGCGACGAACUCGCUGAGUGCGGCGGCGGAGUUCGUUGGCUCGGAAUGGCAGCGCCCGGUGCGGGGGGGCGAGCUGGAGGUGUUGCUGUGCAUCGCCUACUGGCUGGCCAACCGGGUGGACCGCCUGCUGGGCCGUGGGCCACGGAUAACGCCCUGCGGCCCAGUGCCUCAGACGGAGUGGCCCCGGAUGUUCGGCAACUGGAAGUUCUCCUUGCUGGUGAGCCUCGCGCUCUGGCUGGCGGUGCUGUGGUGAGUGUGGUGAAGCGGAACUGCUAUGCGCUCCCUUGAGCGGAGCCGAGUGGAGAGUCGUAUGCGCUGAUUGUGGAG